Contarinia nasturtii (swede midge) is the source of this 1710-nucleotide messenger RNA. Its product is annotated as kelch domain-containing protein 4. The record is from RefSeq and is a predicted model, not a curated record. NCBI's taxonomy places the organism in Eukaryota, Metazoa, Arthropoda, Insecta, Diptera, Cecidomyiidae. The coding region runs from base 123 to 1661 and encodes 512 amino acids. The transcript is spliced from 8 exons. Gene Ontology annotation, molecular function: protein binding.
GUACAUUGUUGAUUUGACAUUGUCUGUCAAAUCAUGUGUUGAAAGAGCACAUUUACACGCAUAUUAUUUGGAUUGUUUAUAGUAACAUUUUGAUUGAAAAACGUUGCAAAAAUCACGCAAACAUGGGAAAAAAGGAUAAAAAUAAGAAGAAAGGAAAGGGAGCCGAAAAGACUGCCAUGAAAACGGACAAAAAAUUGGCAGCCAAACAAAAAAAACUGCUCGAAAAAAUCGGAGAGGACGAUAUUGUGAAUAUAGUUGCAACUCUUGAGGCAAAUGAACAAAGGCGAACAACUGUAUCAGAAACUGUAGUGUCACCACCCACACCACGAAGUAAUUUCUCAUUUUGUGCGCACCCCGAAAAAGAAGAGCUCAUACUUUUUGGCGGCGAACAUUACGAUGGACAAAAAUUAUCCGUUUACAAUGAAUUAUAUUUCUACAAUAUUCCGAAAAAUGAAUGGAAAUUAGUGAUGGCCCCGGCAGGACCCGGUCCACGAUCAGCUCACCAAAUGGUCUCAGUUGCUUCGGACGGUGGACAAUUAUGGUUAUUUGGCGGUGAACAUUCGACACCAUCUCAAAUGCAAUUCUAUCACUAUCGUGAUUUAUGGGUCUUUCGAAUUGCCUCACGUAAAUGGGAAAAAGUUGUAACACAAAACAGCCCAUCACCUCGCAGUGGUCAUCGAAUGAUCGCACACAAAAAGAAACUAUUUGUAUUUGGUGGUUUUUAUGAUACCGGAAUUUCAUACAAAUAUUAUAAUGAUGUUUGGAUUUUCUCAAUGGAAUCGUAUCAAUGGCAAUGCAUCAAUGCAAAAGGUUCAAUUGUUCCGGCUCCUCGUAGUGCUGGUUGUAUGGCUGCAACGCAAGACGGGAAGAUUUUGGUUUGGGGUGGUUACAGUAAAACGUCUGUGAAAAAAGAGGUUGAACGAGGAGUCACACAUUCCGACAUGUAUGCAUUGGCACCAGAGAAAAAUGAUGCAUCCGGAUUACUAUGGAAAUGGUCAAGUGUAAAACCUGGAGGCUAUCGCCCGGCACCAAGAAGUGGUGUAAGUGUUGCUGUCGCUGCAAAUGGUAAAGGUUACAUUUUCGGCGGUGUUCUUGAUGUUAAUGAAGAUGAAGAAAAUCUCGAUGGACAGUUUAGUAAUGAAAUGCAUUUGCUGGAUCUUUCCAAUCCAACUUGGCGUUUGAUUGAGUUAAAAGGAAAAAAAGAUAAAUCAACCAAAUCGAAAGAUAAAAAAGAAGAAGAAGGAAUGGAUACAGAUGCAAAAGCCACAACUCAAGUCUCGUCGGAUGGUGUAUUUACAAUAACCGUUGGCGGUAGCUCAUCAUCAUCACAAAAAGUAAAAUCAGCAUCGAAAUUAGAAGGCCACAAUGCACCGUCACCACGAAUGAAGCCCGGCAUGGCUAUAUGCAAAGGGACCUUAUAUCUGUAUGGAGGAGAAUAUGAGAACGGAUCGAAACAAUACACACUCAAUGAUUUCUAUUCACUUGAUUUACACAAGCUUGAUGAAUGGAAGACAAUAAUCAAACAAGAUUUGGCUGCAUGUGAGUGGAUGGAAUCGGAGAGUGAGGAAAGCGGUUCAGAAAGUGACAGUGACGACGACGACGACGAUGAUGAUGAGUCCGAUGACGAAUCUGAUGAUACCAGUGGAAUGGAUACUGAUUAAAUAUUUACAAUUCAAUGUGAAAAAUAAAACCUAAAAAUACCGUUUCAAA